This is a messenger RNA of Rotaria sp. Silwood1, 984 nucleotides long. Lineage: Eukaryota; Metazoa; Rotifera; Eurotatoria; Philodinida; Philodinidae. The record is from the annotation of a GenBank genome assembly.
AUGCUACUGGAUACAUUAGAACCCUAUUUUGUAUGGGAAUUGUUAACAAAAAUUUUCGAUAUUGUUCUAAAUCAACAAGAAGAUAACAAUUGUAUUACAGCUGGAUCUACUAUAGAACAAAUAUGUGGUGUUAUUGAUAUGUUAUUAGAUAUAUUUUCCUUAGAAAAUCCUCUUGAUACUCAAUCGGAACAUUUAUCUAGAAUGCUUUAUCGUCUUAUAGAAGUAAUGAAUAAUAAUAUUGAAAAAUUGACAUCAAAUCAAAUAACAUUAUGUGUAGAAUUAUUAUUGAAAAUUUUUAAAAAUAUUAUUCCUACUAAUAAAAAUCAUUCUUUAUCUAUAUUUCGUUGUUCAUUUAAUCAACAAUAUGAAACAUUUGAUAAUUAUUUAACUGAUUAUCAUAUUGAAGAUAACAAUGAACAUAUAAAUUUCAUUGAUAAUGAAUAUUCAGCAGAUAUUUAUAAUAAAUUAUUACGAACAGAUAAUAUAAGUCAAUUAGAAAACCAAAAUUUAAUAGUCGAACAAGAAAAUUUAAAUGAUAUUGAACAAUUACUUCGACAGAUGACACGUAAAGUUGAAAAACAACUUGACAAAAUAAAUAAUCCAUUGCUUGAUAAAAAGCAAAGUCGAUUAUCAACAAAAACAAUGUUAGAAUCAAUGAAUAAUAUAGAAAAAUCAAUAGAAUUAUAUAAAAAAUUUUUUCAUCAUUUUAUUAUAACAUAUUUAAUUGAUCAGAAACAAGUAUUAAUGAAUGAUAAAUUUCAAAGUAUUUAUUCUAUUAUACAAAAUAAAACUAAUGAUAAUCUUUUAACAAUUUUUAAUCGAUAUCGACAAUUAAAUGAAUUUCAAUUAAAACUAAAUGAUAAUGUUGAUCAUUAUAUAACAGCUUUUGAAAAUUGUUGUAAAAUUCUUACUGAAUUUUGCUGUUUUCCAAUACAAUCAUCUUUGAAUGACCAGUCAUUUCCAUCAAAAGGUAUAAAUGAUUAA